AUGUCGCCAUUAUUGUCGACAGAAUUAAGUUAUGAAGACUUAUUAAAAUUUUAUCGUAACCAAAUAAGUGCGUUAUUAACACGUUUGUCAAAAAUAAAUGCGAAUAAUUGCAAAGAUUAUGUUCAAAAGCAGUACAAAAACAAUGAGACAAACGGUGAUAUUUGCUUCGAUGAAUCUCAGAAUUUAUUAGAAAAAUGUUCGUUAGACUUAAUAUCACAAAUCGAUCGCUUUAAGCGUGUUGAACGUCAGCGUUUCGAACGUUAUUUGGCUGUGGUGAAUGAAUCAUUAUCUGGCGGCGGAUUAUUUCUGUCAAAACAUCGUCAAGCAGAAAUGGAAAAUGACUUGGUGACAUUUCAGAAAGAAUUAGACUAUUUAAUUAUUGAUCUACAAAUGACGUCGAAUGCCGACACAAAACAAGUUCAAUUCGAAAAUUAUUUUUAUUCAUUAAACGGGCUUGACUUCAAGCAUAUGAGACAAAUUGAACAAUCGAACAAUGUUGAUGAUUCGACAAUAAUGGGUGAGUACGGAACACACUCUGUUAUGUACAUGCCCAGUAGCUCCGCUGGCAUUUUUUUAUCUCGUUUUAGCCGCAUCACCUUCAUCGAUUUUACUCUGUUCUCCUCACUUGAAUUUGCUGUACAUCCAAAAUGA
Messenger RNA from Didymodactylos carnosus, 651 nucleotides. The record is from the annotation of a GenBank genome assembly. Lineage: Eukaryota; Metazoa; Rotifera; Eurotatoria; Philodinida; Philodinidae.